AUGAGCGACGUCGACCAGGCUAUAGCUGACGGCCGAGUGCCCUCCGAAGUAUCGAGAGCGACCUUGCUUGAGAGUAAAGACCGGCCAGCUAUUGUGGGGAUUUUGAUUGUGACGAUUUUGACAUUUCUGGUGGUUGUUGGGAGAGUGUUGUCCAGGGCAUUCAUCGUACGGAGAUUUGGCUAUGACGAUGGACUUGCGGUUGCGUCACUGGUGCUUCUAAUUAUCUUUGUCGGCCUAUCUAUUGACCUGAUUCAACUCGGAUCAGGCCGACAUUUUGUCUACAUCCAAUACGUCCUCCCCGUCGACAUCGUCAUGCGCACCCAGGUCCUCGACUUUGCUGCCCAUAUUGUCUAUACAACGGCCCUUUUGCUCUGCCGCAUUUCUGGAUUGGCAUUUUACUACCGCAUUUGCGGCCUCCACCGGGGCUUCUUGAUUGCUAUCCAGGCUGUGUUGGGCGUUAUCGUGGCCGGCUUCUUGCCGCAGCUGUUCUUGCUGAUAUUCCACUGUAAGCCUGUCACAGGACUGUGGCCGUACGGCUGGGAACCCGGCUGGGAGAGAUACACAUGUCUGCAAUGGGGAUUAGUGUACAGUGUGAACUCGUCAGUGUCCUUGUUGUGCGACUUGCUGCUGUUUGGUAUCCCGGUGGCUAUGUUGAGAAUUCUGGAGAUGCCUCGAAAGAGGAAGAUUCAGCUGGCUUGCAUUCUCUUGCCAGGUAUCGGUGUCAUUGCUAUUUCGAUUGCUCGCCUUGUUCUCGUUAUUUUGGGACAAUGGGAAUCCGAUAUGUCUUGGAGCUACAACCCCAUGCUCGCAGUCGAAACAUCGGAAAUCGGUGCCACCCUCAUCGCUCUGUCUAUUCCAGGAAUCAAGCCCAUCUUUGACAAGUAUAUUCUCAACAAGAAGAUUCAGACGGAGUCCGGCAACUCCAAGUACAACCGGAGCACAAGUCGUCGCUCCAAGGGCACAGCGCUCAGCACAUUUCGAUUACGCUCACAACACAGCAUGCUGGCCAGUCAAGAGAAUACGACAGCGUAUGGACACGAAGUGCAUGCUAUUUCGCAGCAUGACAACAACAGCCAAACAGGCAGUGAUGGCAUUUUUGUAAGAGUUGAUUUUGAUGUCAAGGAGGGUCAGUUGGAGUCUGGGAAUCAACCAGGCGCAAAGUAUGUACAAUAUUAA
Molecule: messenger RNA, 1176 nt
Organism: Pochonia chlamydosporia 170
Lineage: Eukaryota; Fungi; Ascomycota; Sordariomycetes; Hypocreales; Clavicipitaceae
Exons: 4
Coding region: 1-1176 (391 amino acids)
Source: RefSeq, a predicted model, not a curated record